AUGCACAUCAUUUGUGACUUGGAAGGAGAAGAGAAAGCAUUCCUUACGACCCCGCCCAGGCUUUCAUCCGGCACCGGCGGCAUCCUCCUUCUCUCCCCCAUCUAUGGUGGCGGCGGCGGCGGAAGCCGAGGCUGCGGCGUUGCCCUGAACAGUGGCGGCGGCCUCCCGACCCCCUCGGCCGCCGCCUCCUCCUCCUCCUCGGCGCUGGCGGCGGCAGUGGCGGUGGUGGCCCCGCCGGGGGUCGCGGGUGUCCCCGGCGGGGCGGCGGCGGGUUUGAAGCUCAAGUACUGCCGCUACUACGCCAAGGAUAAGACUUGCUUCUACGGGGAGGAGUGUCAGUUCCUGCAUGAGGACCCGGCCGCUGGGGCCGUCCCGGGCCUCGGCCUCCAUAGCAACAGCGUCCCCCUGGCUCUGGCGGGCGCGCCCGGGGCCGGCUUUCCGCCCGGAGCCGUCCCGGGCGGGGGAGCCGGGCCGCCGCCGCCGCCGCCAGGACCCAAGAAGCCGGAGCUCGGGGCGCCUGGGCCUCCGGCCGCGGGCGGCGGAGGCGGCAGCAGCGGGGGACUCGAUGGACCGCGGCUGCAAAGAAUGACUAAUAGUAACAGCUCCCCAAGCCUUCUGAAUGACAGUGCCAAGCCAUAUGCAGGCCAUGAUCCUUUAACUUCACCUGCUUCAUCCUUGUUUAAUGACUUUGGUGCCCUCAACAUCUCUCAGAGAAGAAAGCCAAGGAAGUAUCGCCUGGGGAUGCUGGAGGAGAGGCUAGUACCGAUGGGAUCAAAGGCACGAAAAGCAAAGAACCCUAUUGGCUGCCUUGCUGACAGGUGUAAAUCAGGAGUACCAAUCAAUAUGGUUUGGUGGAAUAGAGUCACAGAAAACAAUUUACAGACACCAAAUCCUACUGCAAGCGAGUUUAUUCCUAAAGGAGGAACAGCCUCCAGGCUGAGUAACGUGCCCCAGUUAAAUAUGUCUGCCUUCUCUCAAGUGUUCUCUCACCCAUCCAUGGGAAGCCCUGCUACUGCUGGAUUAGCACCAGGAAUGUCAUUGUCUGCUGGAUCUUCCCCUUUUCAUUCCCCCAAGAUAACUCCGCAUACAUCACCUGCUCCCAGAAGAAGAAGUCAUACUCCAAAUCCAGCCAAUUAUAUGGUGCCUUCUAGUGCCUCUACACCUGUUAAUAAUCCUGUUUCUCAGACUUCGUCUUCUGGUCAGGUGAUCCAGAAGGAAACUGUAGGUGGAACGACUUACUUCUAUACGGACACAACGCCAGCACCUUUGACUGGAAUGGUAUUUCCAAACUAUCAUAUUUAUCCUCCAACUGCACCUCAUGUUGCUUAUAUGCAACCAAAAGCAAAUGCACCUUCCUUCUUCAUGGCUGAUGAACUCCGACAGGAGCUGAUCAACAGACAUUUAAUAACGGCUCAAAUUGAUCAAGCAGAUAUGCCAGCAGUCCCCAUAGAAGUUGACAGCUACCAUAGCCUGUUCCCUCUAGAACCACUGCCACCACCCAACCGGAUACAGAAAUCAAGUAAUUUUGGGUACAUUACAUCUUGCUACAAAGCUGUAAAUAGCAAAGAUGAUCUGCCAUAUUGCCUUCAGAGGAUACACGGUUUCCGUCUUGUUAAUACAAAGUGCAUGGUGUUGGUUGAUAUGUGGAAAAAAAUUCAGCAUUCAAAUAUUGUCACCUUGCAUGAAGUAUUUACCACUAAAGCAUUUGCAGAGCCUUCUCUUGUGUUCGCAUAUGAUUUCCAUGCGGGAGGAGAAACUAUGAUGAGCAGACACUUCAAUGACCCUAACGCUGAUGGCUAUUUCACCAAGAGAAAGUGGGGCCAACACGAUGGACCACUGCCCAGACAGCAUGCUGGAUUAUUGCCAGAAUCACUUAUCUGGGCAUAUAUUGUCCAGCUAAGUUCUGCAUUGCGUACCAUUCAUACAGCAGGUUUGGCAUGCCGGGUUAUGGACCCAACGAAGAUUCUGAUAACUGGCAAAACGAGGCUGCAAGUAAAUUGUGUUGGCAUUUCUGAUGUUUUAACCUUUGAUAACAGUCAGAAUAAUAAUCCCUUGGCAUUGAUGGCUCAAUACCAGCAAGCAGAUCUGAUAUCAUUAGGAAAAGUUGUGUUGGCUUUGGCUUGCAACUCUUUGGCAGGAAUUCAGCGAGAGAAUUUACAGAAAGCCAUGGAACUGGUGACAAUCAACUACUCUUCUGACCUGAAGAAUCUGAUUUUGUAUCUGUUGACUGACCAAAACCGGAUGCGAAGUGUAAAUGACAUCAUGCCUAUGAUUGGUGCUCGAUUUUAUACCCAAUUGGAUGCUGCUCAAAUGAGAAAUGAUGUCAUAGAGGAAGACCUGGCAAAGGAAGUUCAAAAUGGAAGACUGUUUAGGCUUCUAGCAAAAUUGGGAACAAUCAAUGAGAGGCCGGAGUUUCAGAAGGAUCCUACGUGGUCAGAGACUGGAGACCGUUAUCUGUUGAAACUCUUUAGGGAUCAUCUCUUUCAUCAGCUAGAUGCUGGUGUGCCAGAAAAAAUAAGCCUCAUUUCCAGAGAUGAGAAGAGUGUACUUGUGGUGACUUACAGUGACUUAAAGCGCUGCUUCGAAAAUACUUUUCAAGAACUAAUUGCAGCUGCAAAUGGUCAGUUGUAGUAUUUGCUUAAAAAGCACGCAGGACCUUGCUAAGGAACUUAACCAAUAGCAGAUUGCACUACAGCUGAACUGUUUUCAUCAUCUCAUUUCACACUUGGGAAACAAACAGGAGAUGAGCGAAGCUGCUUGCACUUCAGUCGGGUACACUGUUACUUGAAAGGAAGAAUGUUUCACUUCUCCUAGAGCUCUGGCUGCCAUUGGAGGCUAUAUUCUGUGAAGAAUUUAUUUUAGAUUAAGGAACACCAUCAGGUGAAUGAUGUUCCUGCUUUUAUUUUUUCCACUUGUAUAUGCACUAAUUUUAAUUUUUUAAAGACUUUUUUUGAGAUCUUUGAACUUUUGCCACAUUGUAUACUUAUUAAGGAAAACUAUUUGCAAGGACAUUUUUGGGAAACAAUGCUGGGCAGCAUUUUUGUCACCGAGGGUUGCAGAAUUUGCUCUUUUGGGGAUGGGUUGCCCUGAAUAACAUAAUGGACCAGGUAAAUAAUUUUCAUAGAAAUACAGUACAGUGCAUAAUUCUUGUGAGAGUAUUUGUAUGCAAGCUCUGUAUGCCACCCACUGUUAGCUCAAAUUGAGAUUUUUGUUUUGUUUUGUUUUUAAGAGCACACAAAGAGAAAUAUCAGUGAAUUGUUGGGCGUGAAUUCCCCUAAUAGUUGAUUUAAAUCAUUUCUGAGUAAGGACUGGAUAAGCCGUAACCAAAGGAGCACGUAAUAGCUCUUUGCUCCAAAUUCAGCCAAACCUUUAAAAAAAAAAAAAAAGUAUGUUUCCCUGCUAGUCAGAUGCAUUUACAUUUAUGCAAUUUUUUUAAUAGAAAAAGAAAAAAUCCUAAGAAAUUGUGUUAAAAGCCUGAAGUUCAGGAGUAUAUUACUUUAGGUUAUCUACAGUUUGCUUUUUUUGUAUAAAGUUCUGUUCUUUGAACCACAGCUUUAUUAUGGUACUUUAUACUGGACACAGAUACAAAAGACACUGUUGAGAAGAUUAACUAAACACAGCAGUGGUCUGGCAUCAAGAGCUUUCUGAAGUUUUGACAGUCUGAAUCUGGAGGGAUAACAAUCUGCUGUGCCUUUGCAGUCACUGCUUAGCCCAAAGUAAGAGUACUUUUGAUAAUAACUCACUAUGUGGGAUAUUCCUGAAUAAGUCAAUCUCAAAGGUUUGCGAUUUUCCUCCUCUUAACUUUCUUAAUAUUUGGACAUGCAAUUGUCGCCAAACUUGGGUAUUCGUGGAAUUUAUAGUUAAUGAAAUACCUAUACUUUGAUACUGAAGACUGCCAAAUACA
This is a messenger RNA of Choloepus didactylus (southern two-toed sloth), 3904 nucleotides long. RefSeq names its product PAN2-PAN3 deadenylation complex subunit PAN3-like. Gene Ontology annotation, cellular component: PAN complex; P-body. Gene Ontology annotation, biological process: mRNA processing; protein phosphorylation; nuclear-transcribed mRNA poly(A) tail shortening. Gene Ontology annotation, molecular function: metal ion binding; poly(A) binding; protein kinase activity. The record is from RefSeq and is a predicted model, not a curated record. Lineage: Eukaryota; Metazoa; Chordata; Mammalia; Pilosa; Megalonychidae.